Messenger RNA from Beauveria bassiana ARSEF 2860, 1503 nucleotides. RefSeq lists its product as uncharacterized. NCBI's taxonomy places the organism in Eukaryota, Fungi, Ascomycota, Sordariomycetes, Hypocreales, Cordycipitaceae. The transcript has 7 exons. The record is from RefSeq and is a predicted model, not a curated record. Bases 1 to 1503 code for a protein of 500 amino acids.
AUGGACGAUUAUUUGUUUCGGCAAUAUGUCAACGAGUGUCGCGUGGUGACCGAGGCGACAAAAUAUGUGGAAAUCUUUAAUUACUCAGACCCUUUUCACAAUUCCUGCGAGGAACAUAUUUUAACUCGAGAUGAAUUUGAAAACUUUCUCCAUCGCAGGGGCGCCUUUGCACCGCCAGAGCUGCGUCCCGGAACCUCGCUCUUGAGUGGCAUUCGGCUGGUCGUUCAAACUGAUGCUCAGGACAAGGAUACUUUUAUGCCCAAGGUCUUGUCCCUCCCCAAGGAUGUAUAUGAGCAAAUGGUGCGGGUUCUCCGACUGCCCUUUCGCGGGAUAGAAACCACGUCUGUCGUCGGACCCUUUUUCUGGAGCUCGUACGACCACGACGACGCCGAUCCCCAUCUGCAUAUUGUGCACCGCAAGUCGGACGUGCGCAAAAAGGGCCGGACGCGCGGCUGGGAGAUGAUGCUGUCGCACUCGUUUGCGACGGGCGUGACGACGGGCUUCGUCAAGGGCACGCCGUCGUCGGACAUUGUCGCGGCGCUGCGGCAUCUGCGCGCGUGCGCCGCGCAGGCCGGCCACCCGCUGCUGCUGCCCACCAUUAUCCUCGCGCACGACCUCGCGCCGGCCAACGACCAGAAGCAGCGCGACGCGCGCGACUGGCUGCGGCGACUGGAGCACGCCGUGAGCAUGCGAGACGAGAUUGAGGUGGGCGAGCAGUACUUUCAAAACGGCCAGCUCGAGGUCGACGGCUUGAACCGCGACCUGGUCGAGUGCCACUCGAAUGUGCUGUGGAAGCGGCCGCAGGCGUACAUGGCGCUGACGGGGGAAAUGGAAAAGGCAAUGGGUCUGUUCAAGGACAUGCAUGAGGCGACGGCGGCGGCGAGAAGCAAUCAGAGUGCGGAGGCGGAGGCGGAAGCGGCGGCGGCGGCGGCGAGGGACGAGGAGAGGAGGCAGCUGGAUCGGCUGCAUAGGUCGAUGCUGGCUCGCAUGGACUUUUACAAGGUCAAGCUCACGGGCUUGGAAAAUUACAUUCACACGACUCUGCAGCGACUAAAGGUGCAGCGAGAAGCGCUGUACAACAUCAUGUCGCAGCGCGAAGCCCGUCUCAACCUCGAAAUCGCCGGAGAGCAGCGCCGCAUCGCCCACGCCAGCAAGCGCGACAGCACGGCUAUGAAGACCAUCUCCCUGCUCGGCACGCUCUUUCUCCCGGGCACGUUUCUCGCGUCCGUGUUUAGCAUGACGUUUUUCAAUUUUCAAUCCAGUGGCGGCCCUGUCAUCUCGGACAAGCUCUGGGUUUACUUUCUCCUCACCAUUCCCAUCACGGCGGCCAUUGUCGGCAUCUGGAUCUGGUAUGACAAGCGGAAAGAGGCGCAGUAUGCGCAAGACGACGAGGAUCUGGAAAAGGACAUUACCAAGAUGGAGCUCGACAUUAUGAUGAACCUGCGGAAGAGGACCAUGAGCAAGAAUCAUACCUGGAACACAAUCAGUCCCCCACCGCGGUAA